Molecule: messenger RNA, 1724 nt
Organism: Dalotia coriaria
Lineage: Eukaryota; Metazoa; Arthropoda; Insecta; Coleoptera; Staphylinidae
Product: golgin A5
Exons: 6
Coding region: 156-1604 (482 amino acids)
Biological process (GO): Golgi organization; retrograde transport, vesicle recycling within Golgi
Cellular component (GO): Golgi cisterna; Golgi membrane
Source: RefSeq, a predicted model, not a curated record
CUGCUAAGUGGCUACCGAAAGUCAUCACUGACAGAUAUCAGAUGUAUUUGCGGUGUUUACGGCAAGUGUAAGUUGAGAAUCAAGUGAAUAAUCGUCGUGAAUGCUGCAUUGACGUAUAAUCUUGACUAAACAAUCAGAAUUGUUAUUUUGUCGCGAUGGCAUGGUUACAAAAUCUCGCUGGAAAGGCAGAGGAUCUUUUGAAUAAAGUCGAUAAAAAUGCAGGACGUGUGCUCAAUGAAUCUAUAGUCAUCACGCCGAAAUCACUAUCAACAAAAUCUUCCUCUGUCACAGACCUCAAUGGUUUGAAUGUGAUUGAACCACCACAUCAUAUUAUAUCAGUGCCUAACAAUAAUCCAGAAGAAUCUGUAAAUUCAACAGUAAAAAUUGAUUUAUCAGUGGAGCAACAAGAAGAAGUCAUUAAUGAAGAGGUACCACAAGAGUUACAGGAUAGUAUUGAAGCAGACACUUCAUAUAGUCCUUUUGAACGCGUUAAAUCAAUGACAGAUUCGAUCGGGAUAAUGUCCGUGUCAUCUAGUAAUAGUUUGAAUAUUGAUGGUGCUGAUCCAGGCUUGACUGCAAAGUUAGAAGCGCAACUAGCGAAAUGUGAAGGAGAAAACGAACAGUUGAGCAAAGAAAUCCUCAAUUUACAGCAUAUGCAUUCCGGUUUACUGCAUGAAAAUUCUAAUUUGCAAUCACAGCUUGAUCGCGCGAAUGAAGCGGUGUUGCUGGCACAAAAUGAAAUGCAAGAAUAUCGUGCACGUGCGAGAAGAAUGUUGGAAGACCGAGAAAAAGCACUUUUACCUCAACAAGAGCAAACUUCGCUUGACAUUAACAGUGAAAUUGUUAAAAUUAAUCAAGAAUUAAAAAAUGAUUUGGAUAAAGAAUAUACAAAGAAUCAAAACUUAGAAGCAAGAUUCAACGCAGUAAGUAAAGAAUUAGCAGGUUUACAACAGCAGUAUCUGACUGCACAGAAAGAAAAUCAAAGAAUACAAGAAUCUUUGCGUUAUGGCAUCACAAACGAGAAGAAAACACGUGAAGACAUUGAAGAAGAACAUCGACAAACAUCAAAAGAACUACAAAAAGUGCAGAAAUUAUUAAACACCGCACAACGACAAGAAUUAUCCUUCAAAACAGAAAUCUCUAAUCUAGAGAGUCAAUUAAAACUUCGUCUGCAACCCACUACAAAUUCACAAGACACCCAACUGCAAUCAUUGACGCAAAUGUUGAUGCAUAAACAAAGCGCACUGGAUACUCUGACAAGCGAAAGAAACGCGCUUAGAAUACAGUUGGAAAAGUCCCAGCAGGAAUAUAAACAAUUAUCAGCGCAGAGGAUUAGCGGAGGUGCAUCACGUCCAGCGAAUCAUUCAGUUGUACAUGAUUAUGAUGAUAGUCGUAUUCCUAGGUUAAUGCAAGUGUCACCAUUGGAUGCGGGUGUUACCCAACGCGUUAAACACGCGUAUUCCACCCUGGAUACGUUUAGUAUACGAACUGGGGUUUUCCUGAGGAGGUAUCCUUUGGCAAGGAUUUUUUUAAUAUGCUACAUGAUGCUGCUGCAUUUAUGGGUGUUGCUGAUUUUGUUUACUUACGUGCCAGGAACGCGCUGAUACCUCGCUAUCAACGAGAUCAACUCAUGUGAUUCCCAUAAUUAUGUUAAGUUUGUAUAGAUAUGAUAUGACUAUUUAUCAAUGAGAAUUUUACGAGUAGCAAUAAAGUUUUUAACUUAU